CAAGAUGCUCAGAUUUCUGGUUUUAUCGAGUUUUACAGCCUUGGUUCUAGCUGAGCUGGAGCUCCAGCCCAGAUACCUGAAGAACACACAAGGGAGGUUAAAUGCUGAGGUGGCCAUGCCUAACUCAUGGCCAUGGCAGGUCUCUCUUCAGUACAAACAUGUAGCUGCGAGUUCCUAUAUUCAUUACUACCACUACUGUGGAGGAACCCUGAUUCAGCGACGUUGGGUAAUAUCUUCUGCUAGAUGUAUUGAUAGUGUUUCCUUCGUAAGGUGGCGUGCUGUUCUCGGCGAACAUGACCUAGGUGUAAGAAGUGACGCAGAACAAAUCAUUGCUGUUUACUCCAUUCACAUUCACCCCAAAUGGUCUGGUCUGGCUUUUGAUGGCCAUGACAUUGCCCUGGUGAAACUAUCGUCUGAGGCCAUCCUGAACUCCUAUGUCCAGCUUGUCUCACUGCCUUCCCCUGGCCAAAUUCUGCCACACAACAACCCAUGCUAUGUGACUGGAUGGGGACGAACAUAUGUUGAAAAGGGAGAGCCUGCUCCACUUAAGCAGGCCUUCGCUCCAGUGGUGGACUACCAGACCUGCUCCAGCAGAGGCUGGUGGGGGACCGUCAUCAAACAACAGCAUGAUUUGUGCUGGAAGAAGUGAAAUUUCCUGCUAUGCGAGUAUUUAUGAGAGACGAGGUUAUCUUGGUGGCCCUCUGAGCUGCCAGGUUGAUGGCAAGUAUUAUGUUCAUGGUAGUUUGAGUGUUACAACAGGAUCAGGAUGUG
Molecule: messenger RNA, 771 nt
Organism: Fundulus heteroclitus (mummichog)
Lineage: Eukaryota; Metazoa; Chordata; Actinopteri; Cyprinodontiformes; Fundulidae
Product: elastase-1
Exons: 8
Coding region: 5-649 (214 amino acids)
Biological process (GO): proteolysis
Molecular function (GO): serine-type endopeptidase activity
Source: RefSeq, a predicted model, not a curated record